Messenger RNA from Plasmopara halstedii, 192 nucleotides. RefSeq lists its product as uncharacterized. The record is from RefSeq and is a predicted model, not a curated record. NCBI's taxonomy places the organism in Eukaryota, Oomycota, Peronosporomycetes, Peronosporales, Peronosporaceae. The transcript is spliced from 2 exons. Bases 1 to 192 code for a protein of 63 amino acids.
AUGUUCAAGAAGCUUCUCGUUCGCCUCUAUGAGCGCCAAGAAUCAAUGGUCGUUGAACGGUCUGUAUCGCUGCCAAAGUCAUCUUGGUCAUCACUGGAAAAUAAAGCUGCCAAACAAAUGAUAAGACAAGGAACUACCCAACCACAGGAGCCACCUGAAGCACGGAAUGUGGAGACACUAAAGGCAUGGUAG